This is a messenger RNA of Aspergillus pseudotamarii, 327 nucleotides long. RefSeq lists its product as uncharacterized. Lineage: Eukaryota; Fungi; Ascomycota; Eurotiomycetes; Eurotiales; Aspergillaceae. The record is from RefSeq and is a predicted model, not a curated record. The transcript is spliced from 2 exons. The coding region runs from base 1 to 327 and encodes 108 amino acids.
AUGGGUACGAAGAACCCCGCGAAUGCCAUGCGACGUAUGGAGGACUUCACUCUCCAGACUGCUGAUGGUGGAGAGUACCUGGGUCGUGUCAAGUGCCCUGUCAUGGUCACAGGUGCCGCGGCGUCCAUUUACGCGACAGAGGACCCCAGUGCAAACAAGGUGUGCAACCGGUUGCAGCAUCCUCCCGUCGAGCAGAAGCAUCUGUGGGUUGGCAAGGAGGUGUCCGACGGAAGGCUUCAAGCCAAGCUGGGAAUCUUUGGCUGCGUGGAUAUGACGGAGGUACAAAGUGACAUGGGAAAUGUGCACCAGAUAAUUAAAUUGGUAUAA